AUGGUUUUAUUCUUUUCAGUCAUUAUUAAGAAAGUCCCAGAGCCCCCAAAGAGCUUUGAAGAAUUCUUAAAGUCUCAGAACUGGGAUUAUUGGCCCAGGGAUGUUCACAUUAGAGAUGCUGAUAUAUGGGAAAACACUCUGAGAAAACUAGAAGAGGCUGUUUCAUAUGAUUCAGUUUAUUCUUAUCUGUGGACCAACGUUCCUAGACUAUAUGAAAUCGUCGACAGCAUGGAGUCAAAGUUAAAGGAAUGUUCACAUCUUUUGCAACAGCAUGCCUCCAGAUUAUUUGAAAGUGACAGACUGAUCUCCAAGAAAAGGACAUAUACAAACCUGGACCGCUACAAGGCAUUUCUAAAAGAACACUAUAAGCGAAAGAAGAUAGUGCUUUCAGAUCAAAUGGAGACAGAGAAGAAUAUAGAGGGUUGCACCUUUUUACUCAAACAAAAUGAGCUGACACAAUUACCCAGACAUUUGGAUGCUAAACAGAUUUAUCUUUAUGUUUUAAAAACCCAUAACCUUGAGGAAAAGGUAUUUAAAGUCUGGAAAACCCACAUUCUCUCAGACUGCUCCAUUGCUCUUUUGCAUGACUGCUUUUGGUGGUGGUUUCUGCAUAAAUUCAAGAUGUAUCCCGACUGGUUGGCUCAAGCUGUCUACGCAACCUUCCAGGAAUCAUUUCCAGAAUCCUGCAGCCUCUUCAAUGAUAACUUCAAAGAAGACCUAGGAAAUACUAUUUUUCUUUGGUUGUCAGGUCUAAAACCUGCGCCUGGCUUUUGGACCCACUGGAAACUGCAAGACCUCUGCACAACCACCAUUCAUGGCUGCAGGCGUGUACCUGUGAAGUUGAGAAGGGGGAUCAUGUCCAGCCAGGAGCACGCAUCAGCCAGUAAGGAAUGGGGCAACUUAGAUGUGAGCAAGUAGUCACUGUCACAUAUGCUAGACCAGUCAUUUGUCUGUUUUUCUAACAAUUCAGUUUAGGGGUGGUCCUAGAAUGUCAUUUGAUCUGUAAAUCGCUGCUUCUCCCCGUCCACCUGCUGCAACAUGUCUAUAUCAAUUGUUAGGACUAUGGAUGUCCUCACAUAGGCUGUGUGGCUAGCUAGAUGGCGAUGUGUCUUGCAGCAGGAAAGUUUAACCUUUUUAUUCAGUACAUUUGAAUCAUAUUUCCUUUAGAGCUUAAGUCUUCUUGCAUUUUGUCAAGACUUAAUAAGGUUAUCGAAUUGCUUGCCUGUGAUUUUUCCCAGUGCUUUCUUGCUUCUAUAUUUGACUGACUUCCUGAAUCCAUUUGGAAGUUAUUUUUGAUAAGGAGUAUGAU
Molecule: messenger RNA, 1309 nt
Organism: Rattus rattus (black rat)
Lineage: Eukaryota; Metazoa; Chordata; Mammalia; Rodentia; Muridae
Gene: Fam227b
Product: family with sequence similarity 227 member B
Exons: 9
Coding region: 1-918 (305 amino acids)
Source: RefSeq, a predicted model, not a curated record